Sapajus apella (tufted capuchin) is the source of this 999-nucleotide messenger RNA. RefSeq names its product olfactory receptor 5T1-like. Gene Ontology annotation, molecular function: olfactory receptor activity; odorant binding; G protein-coupled receptor activity. Gene Ontology annotation, cellular component: membrane. Lineage: Eukaryota; Metazoa; Chordata; Mammalia; Primates; Cebidae. The record is from RefSeq and is a predicted model, not a curated record. The transcript has a single exon. Gene Ontology annotation, biological process: G protein-coupled receptor signaling pathway; sensory perception of smell.
AUGUCAGAGUUGCCUUUACAUAUGGAUUUAUACAAGCUUCAAUUGAACAAUUUUACUGAAGUCACCAUGUUUCUAUUAAUGGGCUUCACAGAAGAAUUUGAUGUGCAAGUCUUCCUAUUUUUAUUAUUUUUAGCAAUGUAUCUUUUCACUUUAAUAGGAAACUUAGGGCUGGUUGUAUUGGUCAUUGAGGAUUCCCGGCUCCACAACCCCAUGUACUAUUUUCUUAGUGUUUUAUCGUUCUUGGAUGCCUGCUAUUCUACAGUUGUCACUCCAAAAAUGUUGGUCAAUUUCCUGGCAAAAAAUAAAUCCAUUUCAUUUAUUGGAUGUGCAGCACAAAUGUUUCUUGCUUGUGCAUUUGGGAGCACAGAAUGCUUUCUCUUGGCUGCAAUGGCUUAUGAUCGCUAUGUAGCCAUCUACAACCCGCUCCUGUAUUCAGUGAACAUGUCACCCAGAGUCUACGUGCCACUCAUCACUGCUUCCUACAUUGCUGGCAUUCUGCAUGCUACUAUACAUACGGUGGCUACAUUUAGCCUGUCCUUCUGUGGAUCCAAUGAAAUUGGGCAUGUCUUCUGUGAUAUCCCUCCUCUCCUUGCUGUUUCUUGUUCUGACACUCACAUAAACCAGCUUCUACUCUUCUACUUUGUGGGCUCUAUUGAGAUAGUCACUGUCCUGACUGUCCUGAUCUCCUAUUUUUUCAUUCUGUUGGCCAUUCUGAAGAUGCAUUCUGCUGAGGGGAGGAGAAAAGUCUUCUCCACCUGUGGGGCUCACCUAACUGGAGUGUAAAUUUAUCAUGGGACAAUCCUGUUCAUGUAUGUGAGACCAAGUUCCAGCUAUGUUUUGGAGCAUGACAUGAUAAUGUCGAUAUUUUACACCAUUGUGAUUCCCAUGCUGAAUCCUAUCAUCUACAGUUUGAGGAACAAAGAUGUAAAAGAGGCAAUAAAAAAAAUGUUUGGAAAAAAUCAGGAUAUCAAUAAAGUAUACUUUCAUACUAAAAAAUAG